Hipposideros armiger (great roundleaf bat) is the source of this 1760-nucleotide messenger RNA. It is a transcript of the gene ARTN, whose product is annotated as artemin. Bases 507 to 1175 code for a protein of 222 amino acids. Gene Ontology annotation, molecular function: glial cell-derived neurotrophic factor receptor binding; receptor tyrosine kinase binding; growth factor activity. The transcript has 4 exons. The record is from RefSeq and is a predicted model, not a curated record. Lineage: Eukaryota; Metazoa; Chordata; Mammalia; Chiroptera; Hipposideridae.
GGGCCCGGCCCCCAGACACAGCCCACGGGCUCCGCCAGCAGCAGGUCCCUCGGCACCAAGCGCUUGCUCCGCCCCAGAUCCACGGUAAGCCAACCUGUUGGCCCACCCCUCAUCCCAGCUCCACGGGGAGCAGGCAGGAGAGUCCCCCACUACUCCUUUCUCACAUCCUCCCUCUCCGGGCCGCUGCGCAGCUCUCCGCCCCUCCCAGCCCCCUCAGUCCCUCUAGCCGCUAGUCAGACUGUUCUAGCCUUGCCGGCCCACUGUACUGUGAGGCUCCUGCUGCUGCUACAGGGCGCAGACUGGCAGCCAAGGCCACGCUUUUGGCUAAAAGAGGCACUGCCAGGUGCACAGCCCUGGGCAUGAGCCUUUUGAGCUGCCAGGGAAAGUCCAGCACCGGUCCCAGGGAAGGUGCCUAAAAGAACACGGCGCAGGACUCUCGUGCUGCCUCAAGAGGAGGGUAGGGGACAGGUCAACUAGGCUGAUGGGCGCUCCUGGUAUUGACAGAGAUGGAGCCUGGAUGUAGAGGCCCUUCUGUGCUGCCCUGCAGGCCCCCGCCUAGGCGGCAGCCUGCCUUGUGGCCAACCCUAGCCGCUCUGGCGUUGCUGAGCAGCAUUUCCGAAGCCUCCCUGGGCCCGGCGCUCCGCAGCCCCGCCACCCGCGAAGGCCCCGCGCCUGCCCCGGCGCCCCGCGCCGGCCACUUGCCCGAGAGCCGCGCGGCCCGUUGGUGCGGCGGAAGAGCCCGGCGGCCACCGCCCCAGCCCGCCCCCCCACCGCCCGCGCCCGCGCCCUCGCCCUCCCGUGGGAACCGCGCGGCGCGUGCCAGGGGCCGGGGCGGUCGCGCGCGGGCCCCGGGAUCGCGGGACCCGGGACCGAAGGACUGCAGCCUGCGCUCGCAGGUGGUGCCGGUGCGCUUGCUUGGCCUGGGCCACAGCUCGGACGAGAUGGUGACUUUCGGCUUCUGCACUGGCUCUUGCCGCCGGGCUCGCUCCCCGCACGACCUCAGCCUGGCCAGGCUGCUGGGUGCUGGGGCCCUGCGGGAGAUUCAGGGCGUGCGGCUGGUCAGCCAGCCCUGCUGCCGACCCACGCACUAUGAGGCCGUCACCUUCAUGGACGUCAACAGCACCUGGUGGACCGUGGACCGGCUCUCAGCCACUGCCUGCGGCUGCCUGGGCUGAGGGCUCUCUCCAAAGAUUGGCAGAUGUCACACUUACCUGGGGAUCUUACUGCCUGGAAGGGGCCGGGUGCCUCGGCCAGAAAUGGGGGCAAGUGAUGGGCAUCAGCCCUGGACAGAUGGAGGGACAACUGACCAGCAAGCAGCCCAUGGUCCUCACCCUGCGCGUCCCAGCCCAACAGACACCAGAGACCUCAGCUAUGGAGAACUUAGGACCCACUUCUCACAGACUCUGGCACAGUCCAGACCACAGACCCAGGACUCCUCCUCUGAAGAACCCAGCAGUGUCUGAGGUCUCAGCCUCAGCCCAGGCCCCAGGGAGACAGAAUUGGAGGAGAUACAUUACAGUCGUAUUGCUGAAGUGCCUAUGCUAGAGUGGGCCUGGUACUCACUCCUGGGAGCUGGACCCCUAUUUAUUAUUUCUAAGUUAUUUAUUUACUUCUGUGGUUUGUCAGAUCUUUUCCUGGGCAGUGGGGGCUGAACAAGUAGAAGCUGGUGUCUGGAGAUCAUGCCCUGACCAUCCCAACUGCAAGCUGACUCAGCAAUCACAGGCCUGACCCAGAUCUCCAACUGCUUGUUCCACCCAGCA